Molecule: messenger RNA, 2623 nt
Organism: Blepharisma stoltei
Lineage: Eukaryota; Ciliophora; Heterotrichea; Heterotrichida; Blepharismidae
Source: the annotation of a GenBank genome assembly
AUGGGUGGUGGGACGAGUAAACCUAACUUCGAAUACACGGUUCCUGUAAUAGGCUCUGAGCGGCCAGGAGAAUCACCUAUUUAUGUCAAUCCCAAAGCCAAGCCAUAUUUAAUAAUAAAAUGGCUUCGAAUGAAAGAUACUCAUUCCUUGAAUUUCUUUUCCCUCACCCAAAUUUUAUUAUUAAGGAUUUAUGCUUUUACUCGUAGACUAUUGCACAAGAGAGAAUUAAAUGGCUAGGAAUUAUAUGUUUUACCUCUUUAUACUGCUGAUACAAAAGGUAGAACCCUAGGCCGAACAGGCUCUAGAAGAAAUUUGGAUAGAGCUAUACAACGCACCAAGCCGCUAGUGUUUUCCUUUAUUCUAGGUUCCCAUUGACUUUACGGGGACUAGGAGAAGCGAGCCGGACCUUGAGGCCCGACAUGAGUUCGAGAGUAGCGACAAGACAGAGAAAAAGGUACAUCACACACCCUGCGAAACUAGAGACCCAACUAGAAGCUAGUUAAAUUAAGCUAAUUUGCUUGUUUGCUAAGCCAUAUCUCAGCACUCCUUUACCUACAGGCGCUGUCACCCUAUAUGAAAAUUUUAAAGCAACAGUGAAUCGUCAUGCAUCCAAGCCUUAUCUCGGCACAAGAGUAAAAAAUCCAGACGGUACUCUUGGUGCAUAUCGUUGGAAAACUUACGGUGAAGUCUCAGAUCUUGCAGCUCACGUUGGCUAUGGCUUAGCCUCAUUAGGCUUAACUCAAAAGAAUGAAGAUGGGCUGUCAUUUGUAGGGAUUUAUUCUAAGAAUCGUGAAGAAUGGAUAAUCACUGACCUCGCGUGUAUGUGCCAAGGAAUUACAACAGUCCCUCUUUAUGACACUCAGCAGCCUGAUACCAUCCAAUACAUUGUUGAACAAACUGGAAUGCAAGGGAUCGCAUGUGCUGCCAAGCAAACGGAAACUAUUUUGAAGCUCAGAAGUGAAGGAGGUCUACAAUCAUUAAGAAUUCUUAUCCAGUUCGAAGAAGUCACUGAACAGCUCAAAGAGUCAUUUGGCAAGCUCGGAAUGGAAAUUAUGACACUAGCUGAAGUCGCAGUUAUUGGAAAAGUAGGAGAAGACCAGCCUCCAACCCCUAACACAAUCUAUACUAUCUGCUAUACAAGUGGAACAACUGGCAGAUCCAAAGGCGCAGUAAUCACUCAGCAAAAUAUGAUUUCUACGCUUGCAGGGAUCAUUGCUUUUGGAAUUGACUUUUCAAGUGAUGAUUCUUACAUAUCCUAUUUACCUCUCGCCCAUAUGCUAGAGAGGAUUAUUUCUCAAUUUGUCAUUUUGCAUGGCGCUCAGUAUGGCUUUUACGCUGGAGAUGUGUUGAAAAUUAGAGAAGAUUUGGCUGAGUUGAAACCAACUGUAUUUGUAUCAGUCCCAAGGCUAUUUAAUAGAUUUCACGAUUUAAUCCAACAGCAGUUUGCAUCAGCUACAGGAGUUAAGAAAAUGCUUGUAAGCCGUGGACUUAGUGCUAAAAUGUACGGAUACGAAACUACAGGGACUCUUAUAAACUCAGUAUGGGAUAAGCUUGUGUUUUCCAAAGUCAAAAACGUGCUUGGAGGAAGGGUAAGAUUGAUGCUCACUGGCUCAGCUCCUAUUUCUGGGGAUGUCCUUAAAUUCUUAAGGCUUGUCUUUUCAUGCCCAAUUUUAGAAGGUUAUGGCCAAACAGAGACUUGUGCAGGCUCUGUGCUCACUGAGCCUACUGACACCGGAUAUGGAUAUGUUGGGGGACCAAUAGCCACUCUCGAAAUAAAAUUAGUUGACGUUCCAGACAUGAACUAUUUCAGUACUGAUGUAAGCGAGGACGGCCAAAGGGCACCAAGAGGAGAAGUGUGCUUCAGAGGGCCACCUGUGUUCAAAGGAUACUAUAAAAGUCCUGAACAAACAGCAGAAGCUAUAGACGAAGAAGGCUGGCUACAUUCUGGAGAUAUCGCUAUCAGAUUGCCAGGCAGUGGCGCUUUAAAACUAAUUGAUAGAAAGAAAAACUUCUUCAAGCUUGCACAAGGUGAAUAUGUUGCCGCUGAAAAGAUAGAAAUUGCUUACCAAAAAAGCUUCUUCAUUAACCAGAUUUUCGUCUAUGGUGAUUCUUUCCAAUCUUACUUAAUCGCCAUUAUAGUGCCUGAUGAGCAAUAUAUCAGAAAAUCUUGGACAGAUGCAAACCAAGUAGGCAAAGACACACCAUUUGCUGAUAUUUGUGCAAAUCCUAAACUAAAAGAAGAUAUUAUUAAAGAUAUGAACAAACUCGCAAAAGAAGAAAAAUUGCUUGGGUUCGAGGUCGUUAAAAAGAUGGGUGCAGGUCCAUUGAUAGUUUGCAUUUCACCGAGCCGAAAAUUUUUAAAUAGUGUACCAUUUGGCCGAAAUUUAGCAGUUUUUUCGGUCAAAUGUCUCACUAUCAAAAAUGACUCGAUAAAUUUUACCCUAGGAGAUGUCACACUAUCAAAAUUCCACAGUCAUUUGGCAUGGAGCCUAAAAAGAUAUAUAUUGAGCCAGUGCCUUGGACUCCUGAAGACUUGCUGACCCCAACUCAAAAACUGAUGAGAUUCCAUGCAAAGAAUAAAUACAUUGAUGUGAUUAACCAGCUCUAUGCAGAGCCUUUAUAA